Molecule: messenger RNA, 2526 nt
Organism: Lentinula edodes (shiitake mushroom)
Lineage: Eukaryota; Fungi; Basidiomycota; Agaricomycetes; Agaricales; Omphalotaceae
Product: anthranilate synthase
Exons: 3
Coding region: 1-2526 (841 amino acids)
Biological process (GO): L-tryptophan biosynthetic process
Molecular function (GO): anthranilate synthase activity; phosphoribosylanthranilate isomerase activity; indole-3-glycerol-phosphate synthase activity
Source: RefSeq, a predicted model, not a curated record
AUGGCAACCACUCUACCCCCUUUCCUCACUGGACAGCUCGAUGUGCUCAUGAUAGACAACUUUGACUCCUUCACCUGGAAUCUUUACCAGCAACUAUGUCUGCUUGGUGCUCAGGUUACAGUCAUUAGGAACGACGCUCUCUCUCCUUCGUUAUUCCCGGAGCUCAAGAUUAAUUCACUCGUAAUAUCACCUGGACCCGGUCAUCCAAAGACAGACUCUGGAAUAUCCAAUGCAGCUAUCGAGUAUUUUCAAGGUAAAGUCCCUGUUCUAGGAGUAUGCAUGGGUCUCGAGUGUAUGGUAGACUUGCAUGGUGGUACGAUCGCAUAUGCAGGUGAAAUUAUGCACGGCAAAGUCAGUCGGAUACGACACGACGACCGAGGUUGCUUCAGGGGUGUUUCGCAGAGCAUUCAGUCUAUCCGGUACCACUCCCUUAGCGCGGCCCUUACAUCAUUACCCUCACACCUCGUGGUAACUGCAGCUUCCGAAGAGUCUGGUGUCAUUAUGGGCAUACGCCACCGUCAGUUCACUUUAGAAUCGGUCCAGUAUCAUCCCGAAAGUAUACUUAGUGAAGGAGGUGACGACCUUCUGCGGAACUUCCUUGCCCUCCGAGGUGGCUCUUGGGAGGAGAACCCGGAAGCUCGGGUCCUUGAUACCACACUCCCCCCUUUCCAUCUCGACCUUCCUGUCACCAACAAAGGCACUACUUCCAAAUCAAAAGUCCCUUCCAUACUCAAUAAGAUCUACACACAGCGGCUUGCCGAUGUUUCUGAGGCACAAAAGACUCCAGGAACUACGCUCGCCGAUUUGCAGACUCUCCUAUCUUUGAACAUUGCACCACCUCUAAUUCCUUUACUUCCCCGUCUAAAGCAGAACACGGAAGACCGGCCUUCUCUCCUCGCUGAAAUUAAACGCGCAUCGCCUUCCAAAGGACCCAUCUCCGUCGCUACUUCACCUGCCGCCCAGGCAUUGACUUACGCACUUGCUGGCGCGAACACCAUAUCUGUUCUUACAGAGCCCAAGUGGUUCUUAGGGUCUCUGCAGGACAUGCUUCACGCGCGUAUGAGCGUUGCCAAUCUGCCAAAUAGACCUGCAAUCCUACGGAAAGACUUUAUCCUUAGUCGGUAUCAAGUUCUCGAAUCGCGUAUCUGGGGUGCAGAUUCCAUCCUGCUUAUCGUAAGCAUGCUUUCCGAAACCCUCCUUCGCGAUUUAUACCAAUAUAGCUUGGAGCUUGGCAUGGAGCCUCUUGUCGAAGUAAACAACGCGAAGGAAAUGGAACUUGCGUUGUCUCUCCCCGCCAAAGUCAUUGGAGUGAACAAUCGGAAUCUGCAUGAUUUCCAGGUGGAUAUGACUACAACCAGCCGUCUUAGCGAGAUGGUUAAAGGGAAGGACGUGUUUCUGUGUGCAUUAAGCGGGAUAGUGAGCGCGGACGAUGUGAAGAAGUAUGCUUCGGAAGGAGUUAGUGCUGUGCUUGUUGGGGAAAGUUUGAUGCGAGCGAAGGAUCCUGCGGGUUACAUUCGUAAGCUUUUAUCGUUGCCUGAGCCUGAGCUCGCUCCAAGAGAGUGGCGCUCCGAAGCACCGUUGGUCAAGAUAUGUGGUGUUCGUAAUACGGAGGAGGCGUUGUUCAUUGCAGAGGCUGGUGCUGAUAUGCUGGGAUUGAUGUUCGUCAAAAAGUCGAGUCGUUACAUCGACUUUGACACUGGCAAAAGUAUCUCUGAGGCCAUCCAUACAUCAAAACCUACUCCUUCGCCUUCCAAUUCGCUCGACGACUCUUCUCUAAACGUACCCUGGUUCACAUCCCAAGUCAACCGGCUCUCUUCGAUAAUAUCCAGACCUCUCGUUGUCGGUGUGUUCCAAGACGCGUCUUUAUCUACCAUCCUCCAUGCUGUGUCAUACUGCAAUUUAGACAUGGUUCAAUUACACGGCUCAGAGCCAACCGAAUGGGCACGACACAUCCCUAUUCCUGUCAUUCGUGCGUUCCAUGUAGGGAAGGACUCAGGUAUAGACGGAAUUACUCGUGGGGGAAACCACCACUUUAUCCUUCUCGAUUCAAUGAGAGACGACGGGAGUGGUGUUAGCGGAGGUACAGGCAAAGUCGUCGACUGGAACCUCGCCAAACGCGUCAUCGACGCAGGCGAGAUUAUUCCGGACGGCGCUACCUACAACAUCGCUGCUGCUGAACUAGCCCCUGAAGUUGUACCUACAGAUCUCAACGGGCACACCACCGGGCACGCCAACGGGUAUGCAAACGGGCAUGCAAAACAUGGUACUCUAUCGUCUUCCCCAACUACACCUUCCAAAUACCCUCUUCCCGUUAUCCUUGCUGGAGGAUUGACACCGGCGAACAUCGCCGAGGCCGUAUCGCAAGUUCGCCCGUGGGCGGUUGAUGUUAGCGGUGGUGUGGAAAAUGCAGAAAAGACCGGAAAGGACAUGGAGAAAGUGAGAGCUUUCAUUCAAGGUGCGAAGGGCUUUUCGAGUCUGGGCGCCCAGGAGGAGAAAAUACCUCAGCAUGUGGAUGUGGAGGUUUGA